AUGACAGACGAGCAGCUCAAAAAUGAAAAAAUCGUCGGAAUUAUCGGUCUAGGCGACAUGGGUGCCAUGUACGCUGAGCGGUUCUCCAAGGCCGGCUGGAAAGUCGUCGGAGCAGAUAGAGAAGACAAGUUCGUGGAAACCAAGGCCAAGUUUGCAGGCCAGGCUUUUGAAGUUCUUCGUUCAGGACACCAUGUUUCCCGUGUUUCCGACUACAUCAUCUACAGCGUGGAAGCGAAAAACAUUGGUGCUAUUGUUCAAACCUACGCUCCAUCUACUAAGGUAGGUGCAGUGGUUGGAGGUCAAACUUCGUGCAAAGCUCCCGAAAUCCAGGCAUUCGAGGAGGCAGUUCCAGAGGAUGUUGAUAUCAUUUCCGUGCAUUCGCUUCACGGACCUAAGGUUGACCCCACGGGCCAGCCCUUGGUGAUUAUCAAACAGAGAGCUUCUGAUGAGAAUGUCAAGUUCGUGGAGAGCCUCGUAUCGUGCCUUAAUUCCAAAGUGGUGCAUCUUUCAGCAGCCGAGCACGACAAAAUUACCGCCGAUACCCAGGCUGUAACCCACGCUGCCUUCUUGUCCAUGGGCUGUGCGUGGAAGGAGAUCAACCAGUAUCCUUGGGAAACACCCAGAUGGGUUGGAGGUAUGGAGAACGCUAAAAUGAACAUCUCGCUUCGUAUUUACGCCAACAAAUGGCACGUCUACGCCGGUUUGGCGAUUACCAACCCAUCGGCGCAUGGCCAAGUCCAACAGUACGCACAAUCUGCUACUGACCUAUUUACGUUGAUGAUCCAGGGCAAGAAAAAGGAGCUCCAGGAGCGUUUGUACGAAGCAAAGAACUUUGUGUUCAGACACAACCCCGACCACAAGAGCCUUUUGCUAGACGACGCCAUUUUGAGCGAGUUCUCCUUGUCGAAAACACCUCCAGAAGGUAGACUGCAACCCAACUCGCAUUUGUCGUUAAUUGCCAUUGUGGACAGUUGGCACCACUUGGGUAUCGUACCUUACGACCACAUCAUCUGCUCCACGCCAUUGUUCCGUAUAUUUUUGGGUGUCACGGAAUACUUGUUCUGCACGCCUGGCCUUCUAGAAGACUGUAUUGAUGUGGCCGUCAGCGACCCAUCUUUCCGUCACGACGAUCUCGAAUUCACGUUUGCUGCACGUAACUGGGCCAACAUCAUUGCUAGAGGCGACUACGAAUUGUACAAGAAGACGUUCGAGGAAACACAACGCUUCUUUGAGCCCAAGAUCGCUCACGCCAACGCCAUCGGCAACGAGAUGAUCAAGACUAUCUUACAGCGGGUGAAGGAGCGGGAGCAGUAA
Candidozyma duobushaemuli is the source of this 1314-nucleotide messenger RNA. It is a transcript of the gene TYR1, whose product is annotated as prephenate dehydrogenase (NADP(+)). The coding region runs from base 1 to 1314 and encodes 437 amino acids. Lineage: Eukaryota; Fungi; Ascomycota; Pichiomycetes; Serinales; Metschnikowiaceae. Gene Ontology annotation, molecular function: NAD+ binding; prephenate dehydrogenase (NADP+) activity; NADP binding. The transcript has a single exon. The record is from RefSeq and is a predicted model, not a curated record. Gene Ontology annotation, biological process: L-tyrosine biosynthetic process.